Perognathus longimembris pacificus (Pacific pocket mouse) is the source of this 3048-nucleotide messenger RNA. It is a transcript of the gene Cenpc, whose product is annotated as centromere protein C. Gene Ontology annotation, cellular component: kinetochore. The record is from RefSeq and is a predicted model, not a curated record. The transcript is spliced from 19 exons. Bases 22 to 2880 code for a protein of 952 amino acids. NCBI's taxonomy places the organism in Eukaryota, Metazoa, Chordata, Mammalia, Rodentia, Heteromyidae. Gene Ontology annotation, molecular function: centromeric DNA binding. Gene Ontology annotation, biological process: kinetochore assembly; attachment of mitotic spindle microtubules to kinetochore; spindle attachment to meiosis I kinetochore.
ACGGGUGUGCGCUUCUGCUUCAUGGCGUCGUCCGUGGCGCGGGCGGAGCGGGGCGGGAACGCGGCCCACUCGGGGCUGGAAUAUCUCAAAAAUGACUACAGAAGAAGGUUUUGCCGGCCUUUCAGGGUACCUGAAAUUCAUACGAAGAAAGGCCAAGACAUGUUGGAAAUCUUACAAGAUUGCUUUGAAGAAAAGAAUUUUGUCAAUGAUUUUCUUACAAAUUCUGCAGAAUCCAUGCAUUAUUCACCAGCCAAAGUGAAAGGCAGUUAUACUUGUUCAUCAGGCAAAAAGAGCCAGACACCACUUCCAAAGUCAGUUCCAGAUUCCUCAAGGAAGAAAGAAGCCUCUCUCCAAGGCAUUGUGGAAUCAACUGAAACUGCUGCUAGACCAGUUCAGGUGCAUGAAGUUCAGAACAUGUUGGCAGUUGAUGUUGGUUCUAAAGAUACACCUGACACAAAAAAGAAGUCAAGUAACAAACUAAGUGGUCAUUACAGUAAAUCCGAUGAAGAAUUUUACAUGUCUGUUGGGUCAUCUGCCAUUCCUUUGGAUGGGAAAACAUCUAUAGUGCAAAGUGCUAGUCCAUCUGCUGCUCAAAAGAAAGAGCCUUACAAUUUUAUACAUUCAGCAAAUAGGCUGUCUUCAAGUACAGGGCUGUCGUCUCUUAAAACCAAAAAAAGGUUAACCAUUGAAGGUAAAGAUAUUAUUAAAAAUGUAGAAGUAGAGAAUAAAGUACCAGAAGCAAUAGAUAAAAUUUCAGAAGGACAAGAAGAAAACAACUCAGCAGAAACAUCUCAGAGAGAAAUACAAAAUUUGGAAUGUAAAAAUCAGCCACAGACUAAGAAGAGUUUUUCAACAUUGUUUUUAGAAACUGUAAGGAGAAAAAGUGAAUCUGGUCCCAUUGUUAGGUAUACAGUAACUACUCCAUCUCAUUCAUCUCCAAAUGAUAAAACGUUAGAGGAUGAAUUUAUAAUUGAUGACUUAGAUAGAAGUUUGGCCAGUCAAUCUUGGAUCACAAUCCCAAGAAAGGGUGCACCUCUAAAACAUCACACAGUGUCUCCUUUUGAGAACUCUUCACUCAUUCAGGAUAACAAGUCAAGAGGAAAACAAAAGAGUGUAUCGCCUAAAACUUUGACAAGUGACAAACAUUCCUAUAAAGCUCCCUUGGUAGAAAAAUCUCAGCCCUCUGGAGAAAAAAUAGUGGGAAUGAGUUCUGCCUUGAUAGAUGAAUUAGAAAAGAAUCAUACAUCUACAAAAUAUAAAAUGUGUUCUAAUAAUGCUGAAAAACAUCCUAGUAGUAAAAAGACUGUACAACAGAAACAGAGACGAUCAUUAAGAGCCAGUGUGGUUGAAGAACAGUAUGAUAAGGGACAGUGUGAAGAUGAAAAUAGAAACGUGUCCCAUAUUGCACAAGCCAAGUUAAAGAGAAACUCAGGAAGAAAUGCGGAAGAUUGUGAAGAGACAAGAAAUGGUCAUAUUUCUGAAAAACAGACAUCACCUGUGGGGAACAAGAAGAAAAAAGGGAGCACCAAGAAAGAAGAAUCUAAAAAGAAACAUUUUUCCAAUGGUCCCAAGAACAGAUUUGCUCCUGAAGAAGUGACUUUUACUGUUACAAGAAGUCGGAGACUUUCCAGGCAUCCAUCUAAUUGGUGGGUGGUAAAAGCAGAGGAGAGUCCCACUCAUGGAAACUCUCCAAUAAGAAAUGAAUUUUCAAUGUAUUACAGCAGUAGACAAAAACCUGCUAAAAAAACAAAUCAGUCAUCUAAAAAUGUUGGUAAAAAACCUGUUUCACCAAAAAAGCAGAAGAAAUCUCCUCAAGGAACCUCAAGAGUACAGAAGUCUCCAAACAUGAAAGAUUCUGGAGGUAUUAUUAGCCAUGACGAACUUUCUGGUUCUUCCCAAGAUGAGCCAUUGGAAACUGGCAAGGCAGACCUGGCUAAGAAGAAAAAUCUUGAUUGUUCUGGAACUACUAGAUCUUCUAAGGAUCAAGAUGCACAGAUUGUUCAUCUAAAGUCUCCUAAUAAAUGUACAUACAACACACAAAUAGUGACUAAUUUGAAUGCUGAAAAUUCUGAAGUCUCAGUUUUGGAAGAAAGUGGACCAUCUCAGUACAAGAAUUGUUUAACGCCUGCGAAGAAUAAUUCUGAUAUGGAUAACAAAGUUCAGGAAAGCUCAGAUAGUUCACCAGUAAAAAGAUCUAAAGUAUCACCCGAUAAGAAAAUGCAUUAUAAAUUAGUAUUACCUUCCUGUUCACCAAAUGUUCGAAGGACCAAGAGAACGCGUUUGAGACCUUUGGAAUACUGGCGAGGGGAGCGAGUAGAUUAUCAUAGGAGAUCAUCAGGAGGAUUUGUGAUUGGUGGAAUACUAUCCCCAGACAUAGUACCAUCUAAAAGGAAAGCAAAAGAAAAUGUGGGCAGAGUCAACAAAAUAGCCAAUAGGAAAAGGCUCUGUCUUGACAGCAAUGAAAGAAAAAAUCAAGUUAAGGUAAAUUUGGAUGUAUCCGUAGGGGAUCCCUUGCAGCCAACAGAAGUAAAGGACCCAGAAACGAGAGAGAUUAUUCAUAUGGAUCUUAUAAGGCUACGAGAUACAUACCAAUUUUUUAUUGAACAUGGCGAGUUAAGAGUAUAUAAAACAUUGGAUACACCAUUUUUUUCUACUGGGAAAUUGGUAUUAGGACCCCGUGAAGAAAAGGGAAAGCAGCAUGUUGGCCAAGAUAUACUGGUUUUUUAUGUCAGUUUUGGCGAUCUUUUGUGUACCUUACAUGAAACACCUUAUAGAAUAACUACUGGGGAUUCAUUUUAUGUUCCUUCAGGUAAUUAUUACAACAUCAGAAACCUCCUGAAUGAGGAAAGUGUUCUUCUUUUUACUCAAAUAAAGAGAUGAAAAGAUGAAAAAAGUUUAAAAAUGCAUUGUGUACAAAUAUAUGUACAUAUACACAUUGUAUGUAUAGACUUAUAUAUAUGUAUAUAUCAUAUAGCUUGUAUAAUUGGGACACUUCUGUAAUAAUUGUGGUUGGUUUAAAAUAAAAAAAUGUAUUCAGUUUUGUGUAAA